This is a messenger RNA of Kockovaella imperatae, 3115 nucleotides long. RefSeq lists its product as hypothetical. The coding region runs from base 255 to 2861 and encodes 868 amino acids. The transcript is spliced from 3 exons. NCBI's taxonomy places the organism in Eukaryota, Fungi, Basidiomycota, Tremellomycetes, Tremellales, Cuniculitremaceae. The record is from RefSeq and is a predicted model, not a curated record.
UCUUUCUUAAUAUCAGCUUCUCAUGUUCGUGAUCUCUCUCUCUCUCUCUGUCUGUGAACGAAAGAGGAUCUUGUUCAUUUCUUACUUCUAACUUACAUCUCAUUUGAGCCGUCGUCUAAGAGGCGAUCAUCUUAUCCGCGCUCUUAAAGUUGACAGACCCAACAGUUCGGGUCCUCAUAGCUCCGCCCGCGUUUCUCCCUAGGUACCCGCGCAAUCUCACCGGCGCAGUGGGGAAAAAAAAGAAGAAAUCUAUCAUGUUCCCUGCUCACAAUAUCGACUACGCUAGCAAUGCGUUUGGAACAUUGUCAGCCUUGAGUCGACCGGUGACAAGUCUAUCAAAGCAGUAUACCCCGUUGAGUGGAAGCGGAAGCGGUGGUAGUGGUAUUGGUGGCGGCAGCAGCAGGACGAGUGGCAACAGGAGCACCGCCAAUCUCGAUAGACGCCCCUCAACUGCCAAUGGUGCCUCUAUACGAUCCUCUGGAUCGUCUGCAAAGUCAAUCAAGAGCGACAAGAAGUCGAGAUUCAAGUUUAGUACUUUCUGGUCAAAUGAUUCAGUCGCUUCCGCCGUAUCGCUUGGCCUUCCAAAUUCGCCGCCAAACCCUUCCGACCUACAAGGACCCACCGUAGCCGCUACGAGGGUUGUCCCUUCCAUCCCGCCUGUUCGAUCAUCGAUCGGAUCUACGACAAGUGUCUCGUUGACUCACAAAUCGUCUCAGUCUAGCGUUUCACUAGCCACACCUGUCGAAUCGCUUCUCAGGAAUGAAUCAGAAGACUCGUUUGAAGCCCCGGAGAGGGUCUAUCAUGAAAACCAUGCGAUCGAUAGCACGCCCAGGAGCAACCACGCUCAACCCAGAGGGGCUCUCUUCGCCACAGAUUAUAGGAUCUCGGCUUCGAAGAACGAACAAGACAAGACCAGGCCUAGCCCGCACCUGGAAGGAGACGUGGUCGCAGAGGUGAAACGACCACGCACCCCAAAGAGGGACAGCCGCGUCGUUGUGGACGACUCACCGACUCUGCCUCCUCUACAAAUGAAGUCUUCACGUGCUACUCAUAGUGCGUCUUCAUCUGGCGAAUGGAGUUCCAGCGGAAAAGGAUCUUCUUCGUGUGGACUUCAAUCGAUCAUUCUCGAUACGCCCAUGAAUCGAAGUCACGAGUCACUCGUCACGCCCUGCAGAGAGAGUGUAGACGACCCAUUCUUGGAACUGCAAGCGAGACUCACACAUGGAUACGUUGCAUCAGACAGUGCCACAUCUUCCCUUCGACACAAGCGGACACCUUCCAUUAUCACUUCUUCUUCUUGGUCGUCUGGGAAAAGAUCAAAUAACACACCUUCCAUCCCAAGUCGUGUCUCGUCAAGACGGACUGGAAUUCUCCCACCACCGAGAAACUCGUCCCGAGUGCACCUGGAUAGACUGACAUCGCCCGAGAGCUCGCCCCUUGCUUUCAGACAGACAUCGCUACCUGUCUCAGACCUGAUAGACAAUCGGCGUGCUUCGAAACCCUUGGAGCGCCGGACGCAGUCUUCUGAUUCGCGUCGAGCCCCUUCUCAACCUUUCGUGGACGACUACCCAGCUCAGUCCGUCGACUGUCUAUUGACUACUCUUCAAGGUGGCUCAUCGUCCAGAAGCAGGCCUCGAACCAGACCGAAAUUCGUUCCCUUACCUCGGGCACCAGGGACCUCACUCCGACGCGUGCGAUCUUCACCCGAGCUCACACGACACAUCAGGAGCGACGACAGCAUGCAAAUUCCAUUCAGGUUCAGGACGAAGCGAUCCCGAUCGGUCUCACGACCAGCGGACGACGGUACCUCUGUGCAUCCUCUCAUGGGCACGAUGUCUUCCAAGGCGAAAAUCCCUGAGCAGACGGUUCUCCCUGAAAGCCAGAGCUUUGGCCAGAAACUCCAUUCGCGAUUCGGCACUCACAAACGAGACAAAGUGUCUACCCGAGCCAUUGGCGAGAAAAGCAGGCCCGCGCUCUCAGCCUUGCCCUCGAACUGGUUCAGUCACAGCACGCCUACCGACACAUCUGCUCAUCAACGUUCCUUGAGCCAGGGUUCUGCUCGCCUUGAUGCAUUGUAUGAGCAGCAGAGCUCAUUCGGGCCGGGACAAUACAAUCUCACAGACGCGAGAUUCGUCCCGACUCGUCGAGCGCCCUCGGUACCGACCUCCCCCGAGGUUUCCUUCCUUCCUUCUAUGCACAGCGAGGACAUUGUGUCUCCUCUUCCGCCCAGGACACUCAAGUUUGUCGCUAAUACUCGUCGACCCGAAUCUGUCAUGUCGGCCUCUCAAUCCAUUAUGGAUGUCCCAGUGGAGGCGCAAACCGAUGAAUGGGCUCGUUCAGUUUUAGAGGAGCUCGAGGAAGCCCGAGCCGCUUUGAGAGAGGCGGAAACUUGGUUGUGGCCCACUCCCCCUCUGAGAACACCAGUUGUUCCUCCACUCGAAUCAAGUAUGUCAACUUCUGCUUCGGCCUCCACGCUCAACGGGCCCACAACCCCUCCCUGUAUUGGCGCGGAGAAACUGGAGAAAUGGACGGUCGAGACCCAUUCGGCCGAGCCCGAGGUGAUAUUAGAGGCCAAAUCUGUCCAAACGGCUCUGGCACCGAGUGCGUUGAAUCAAGGCCAAGGUCUGAACCACGAAAACAUCCGCAGAUAUGUCGAAGCUCAGCGAGCCAAGACUGUCUCGGACGCGAGCGCGUUCAAAGCGGAAACAGAGCCUCAACCACUCACAUCAGCUGUCAACGCGAACAAACCCAAACCCAAGCCCAAAGCAUUAAAAGUUACGAAGCCCAUUUCAGCUCGCUCUACCCAGCACACUUAUGUCGACCUUUACGGAUCAGGUCAGGGUUACAAUUUCAGGUUCUAGAUGGCCUGCCGCACACACAUUCAUGGGAACGAAGAAGAUCACGCUCGUUGUAUGCUUUGUUGUAUUUUGAGCCAUCCGUCUCCUUAUAUUUAGACUUUUGGGCACAUUGUUGUAAUUUAUGUCACAUUCUGCGAGUCAAGAGGGUGUGCCAUCUCCUCUUAAGGCUGCUAUGCGAUUCAGUUGUCCUGCUUCAGUGUCGCCCGGGCAUCGGGACUUCAUGCAUGCUGGCAAGAUGCCGGUGUUUCGUAGAUACU